AUGGACCGCCUGAAAGCGAAACGCUCUGCUAGACGAACCCAAUCAACGAAAAUCAUUAAUGAGGCGACGACGCUGCUGCAGAGCGACUGCAACGACCGCACGGCAUUCAGAAAGGUUAUCGACAAACUCGUCGCCAGCCGUGACGAGCUUCAGAAGAUCAAUGCCGAGCUUGAGGACGUGAUUCCUGUCGAUGAUCUUGAAAGAGAGUACGAGUCCGCAGCGCAUUAUGACGACCAGACGCUUGAGACCCUGACACGCCUCCGGGACCGACUCGAAGAUCUCACCGUCGGCAGCACGGUGCUGACUCCUCCCUCAACGACGCUCAAUAUGCCACCUGCCCCAACGACAGUUGCGUCACAGAGCUUCGGACCUCGUCUCCCAACGCUGACCAUCAAGCCUUUCCAUGGGGACGUGAGUCAAUGGACGUCGUUUUGGGAGCAAUUCAAUGGCGCGGUCCACACGAAUACAACUCUGCGCACGACGGAUAAAUUCCACUACCUCCGCAACUACCUGCUAGGGGAAGCAGCAGCUGCCACUGCCGGACUACCAACGACUGAAGCGUGUUAUGAGAGUGCCAUCGAUCUGCUAAAGCAGAGGUUCGGGGACAGGAGCCGGAUUGUACAGCAUCACUUCAGAGCGCUCCGCGAAAUGCAGCCCGUGACGUCUCCAUUGGAUACGAGGGAGUUGCGCAGGCUGUACGACGGAGUCCAGCUGAAUGUCCGCUGCCUCAACGUCCUAGAAGUUCCAACUAGUAGUUUUGCGGCGAUGCUCUACGACCUUCUGAUUCAAUAUCUGCCACAAGAAAUCGUCGUGGCAUUCCACCGCCUUAACCGUCUCCAGGAUUACGCACGAGGCACGGAACCCUCUGCUUCAGGGGAGGCAACCACAACGUCUUGCAAGAAACUCGAGCAGCUCUUGCGGUAUACACAGAUAGAGCUUGAAACAAGAGAGCAUUAUGCUCCAUCGGCAUCCUCCUUCAAAGGUGGUGGGUCCUACAGAAAGCAUGUGCCAUCGUCAUCAGUCAUGCAUGCAUCGGUACAAUCAAAACAAAUCCGCAACGAAUGUUUCUUUUGCAAAUCUACAAGACAUGCAACCGAGGUAUGCAACGCUACCUUGACCAUGUCAGAGAAAAAGAACCGGCUGGCUAAAGCUAUGAGGUGCUACCGAUGUACUAUAAAAGGCCACCGCGCAAACGAGUGCCGGCGGAAGUUGGUGUGCGCGGCCUGCAAAGGCAGGCAUGCUUCAACGAUGUGCGACCCAGCUUUUCGAGCGACAAGGGGCGAGAAGCCACAUAACGUCGUAUUUGAUGCUACCAAGCCAAUGAAGGCAGAGAUUCCACGGUCGACUGCCGUUACAAGCUGUCAACUUGACGAGACCAUUAAUUUACAGACUUUUCGUUCUUGGAUCAUCGGUUCCAACGAGACAUCCUAUGUCAGAGGCAUCUUCGACGGAGGCAGUCAACGCACGUUCAUUAAGGAAGACCUGGUGGCGCGAUUGGGACUAAAAAUCAUUAGAGAAACAUGCAUAGCGGUGAACACGUUUGCGUCAGACGUUCCUUCUCGUGUGAGAAAAUGCAAUGUCGUCGAAGUUCGUCUACGUAGUCAAUUUGAUGAUAGCGAGUACAUCAUUGAAGCGAUAACCAUGCCAGUAAUUUGCCACGACAUCUCUGCCACGGCUAUGGAGUGUUCAUUCGCAGCCAAAUUACGCGAGCAAAGUUACCACCUGGCGGACGAUCAAACUGUGCCUCGAGGAUGUGGCGAGAAAGGCAUUAGCCUACUCAUAGGAUCUGAUCAGCUUUGGAGCAUCUUGAGCGGCGACAUCAUACGCAGCACGGAAGUGCAAGGAUUGGUCGCGGUCAAGACUAAUCUCGGCUGGACACUACAAGGUCCUACCAUGAAAACGAGCUUCAUAAACGGAACAUCCGAAGUGAUGAUCUGCGUCCUCCGAGUGCAAGCUGGAGAAGUUAAAGGAUCAGACCGAAGCACACUGGAGUCCUUUUGGUCGUUGGAUGCUAUGGGAAUUGCGCCAAACGAAGCAACUCAUGGGCACGCAGACACGAUGUCUGUUUUCCAACGUAAACUUGUAAAGAUUGGAAAGCGGUACCAAAUAGCCGUGCCGUGUAAAGAACCGGAUAUUGAGCUACUACAAGACAAUUACAGCGUCGCACUCAAUCGUUUACGAAAUCUGGUUAAGCGCAUCUCGAAGCCCGAAGGAUUGCUUGAGAGAUACGAUACGGCGAUUCGUCAGUACAUUGUUUCCGGCCAUGCUGAAGUUGUACUUGACAAGGAAUCGAUAGAUGGCCCUGCGUACUACAUGCCACACAGGGAGGUUAUUUGUGAGGACUCGCUCACAACCAAGCUCCGCAUGGAUUUUGAUGCGUCCUCUCACGCCAAAGGGGAGAGAUCUUUGAACAGUUGCCUCGAAACUAGCCCGAACCUAAACCCGGACUUACUGCAGGUUCUCCUUCGCUUCAGAUGGUACCUAGUGCCUAUGACAGCAGACAUCGAGAAGGCGUUCCUGCAAGUGGAGAUACGAAAAGAGGACCGUGACCUGUUCAGAUUCCUGUGGUUUGACAAAAGUCCUGCUGUUCCUUUCACGGAAGAAGCGGUAGAGGUUUAG
Molecule: messenger RNA, 2619 nt
Organism: Dermacentor silvarum
Lineage: Eukaryota; Metazoa; Arthropoda; Arachnida; Ixodida; Ixodidae
Exons: 1
Coding region: 1-2619 (872 amino acids)
Molecular function (GO): zinc ion binding; nucleic acid binding
Source: RefSeq, a predicted model, not a curated record